AUGGGCCGUCGGCUCGUCCGUGGCAUCUCUGGAGCUGCAGUCUUCCUUGCCAGUGUGGCUCUCCUCUCCAUGCGGCACCGUGGGGCUCGGGAAGCAGCCCAGUACCCAGGGAUCGGGGAGGGGAUGUCGGAGAAGCCAGAGGGAGCUGGUGGCAGGGGGCAGAAGGACCUCAAACUCCAUCCUCUGGAGGUGCACAGGACUGAGGGAAGCCUGAUGCUUGAGGACAUUUUCAUAGCUGUGAAGACAACCAAGAAGUUUCACCAGAGCAGGAUGGAGCUGCUCCUGGACACGUGGAUAUCCCAGGCCAGCGAACAGACCUACAUCUUCACUGAUGAAGAGGAUGGUGCCUUGGAAAGGAGAAUGGGUGGCCGUGUGAUCUUCACCAACUGCUCGGCCGAGCACAGCCACCUGGCCCUGUCUUGCAAGAUGGCUGCAGAGUUCGACGCCUUCCUGGCCAGCGGCCUGAGCUGGUUUUGCCACUUGGAUGAUGACAACUACCUGAACCCUCGGGCGCUCCUGGAGCUCUUGUCCUCCUACGCAGAGACGUGGGAUGUUUACCUGGGCAAACCCAGCCUGAACCGACCCAUCAGGGCCUCAGAAAUGCUGCCAAACAACCAGACGAAAUCCGUGCGCUUCUGGUUUGCCACGGGAGGGGCUGGGUUCUGCAUCAGCCGCAAGCUGGCAAGGAAGAUGGUGCCCUGGGCCAGUGGCAGGAACUUCCUGAGCACUUCCGAGCUCAUCCGCCUGCCGGACGACUGCACCGUGGGUUACAUCAUUGAGUGCAAAGUCGGUGGGCAGCUGAUUCCCAGUGCACUCUUCCACUCCCACUUGGAGAACCUGCAGCUCAUCCCCACCUCUCAGCUCACGCAGCAGGUCACCCUCAGCUAUGGUGUGCUUGAGAACAAACUCAAUGUCAUUGAGCUCAAUGGCCCCUUCUCGCCUCAGGAGGAUCCCUCAAGGUUUCGAUCACUCCACUGCCACCUCUAUCCUGACACCUCCUGGUGCCUGCAGGCUGUUGGUUGGUGAUGCCUGAACCUCGGCUACAGUGAAUCCAGGUGACAC
Cinclus cinclus is the source of this 1062-nucleotide messenger RNA. RefSeq names its product MFNG O-fucosylpeptide 3-beta-N-acetylglucosaminyltransferase (gene MFNG). Gene Ontology annotation, cellular component: membrane. The coding region runs from base 1 to 1026 and encodes 341 amino acids. Gene Ontology annotation, molecular function: O-fucosylpeptide 3-beta-N-acetylglucosaminyltransferase activity. NCBI's taxonomy places the organism in Eukaryota, Metazoa, Chordata, Aves, Passeriformes, Cinclidae. Gene Ontology annotation, biological process: regulation of Notch signaling pathway. The record is from RefSeq and is a predicted model, not a curated record. The transcript has 8 exons.